Fraxinus pennsylvanica is the source of this 5178-nucleotide messenger RNA. The record is from the annotation of a GenBank genome assembly. Lineage: Eukaryota; Viridiplantae; Streptophyta; Magnoliopsida; Lamiales; Oleaceae.
AUGGGUACUCCUGAUAAUAAUAAAUUUUCCGAGAUAGUUGACAUAGUGAAAUCAUGGAUUCCGCGAAGGCCCGAGCACAUGGAUAUGUCCAGGAAUUUUUGGAUGCCUGAUGAGAGCUGCCGAGUGUGCUACGAGUGUGAUUCUCAAUUCACCAUUUUCAAUCGUAGACAUCACUGCCGAUUGUGUGGACGGGUUUUCUGUGCCAGGUGCACUGCGAACUCUGUUCCUGCCCUCUCUUAUGAACCUAGGAGUGUGAGGGAAGACUGGGAUCGAGUUAGAGUUUGUAAUUACUGUUUCAAGGAGUGGGAGCAAAGAUUUGCUACUGCUGGUAAUGGUAUGACUUCAUCAAGUCCGCGACUGAGUCCAUCUUCUUCCACUACAAGUUUGGUCAGCACUCAAUCUAGUUGCCACACCUGUAACAGCAAUAGCAGUGCUGGUUCAGCUGCAUGUUCUACAGGGUCAUUCCAGCAUGUUCCAUAUAGCGCUUGUCAUAGCUCUGGUCAUUUUGCUGAAACGGAUUCAAAUUCAUUCAAGCAAGAUCUGGUAACAAGUCCUGGAAAUUUGGGAAACAUUGAUGCAAGGGAUAUUUUCCAUGACCAGUUUGAAUCACCCAGCAGGAGUGAUGAAGAGGACGAUGACUACUCUAUAUACAGAUCACAUUCUGAAGUAAACCCAUUAUCUCAUGCUGACAUAUGUUAUGGUGCUAUCAACUAUGGUGAGAUUGAUAACAUCUAUAAGCCUCAUGAAGUGCAACCUCAUUCGGAAAGCGCUGAUCCAACUCGUAUAAAUUCCAAUCUAUUGCCUGAGAAUUUUGAGACACAGAAAUUGGAUGAAGUGGAAAAGGUUGGGGAAGAAACAGAUAAACAGAAUCAUGGCAUUGAGUCUGGACAGCCUCCUUUAGAUCAGUUUAAUGGUACAGAUGUUGAACCUGUGAAUUAUGAAGAUAAUGGUCUACUUUGGCAUCCUCCGGAGCCUGAAGAUGAAGAGGAUGAGAGAGAACCCCUUCUGUUUGAUGACGAUGAUGGUGUUCGUGAGGAUUCUACUGGAGAGUGGAGUUACCUACGUUCAAGUAGCUUUGGUAGUGGGGAAUCCCGAAGUAGGGAUAGAUCAAAUGAGGAACACCGGAAGGCAAUGAAAAAAAUAGUUGAAGGGCAUUUCAGAGCUUUAAUAACCCAACUUUUGCAGGUUGAGGAUCUACCUGUAACUGAGGAUAAUAUUCAGAAAAGUUGGCUAGAUAUUAUUACUACAUUAUCCUGGGAAGCUGCUACUUCUUUAAAGCCGGAUACAAGAAUGGGGGGAGGUAUGGAUCCUGGAGGGUAUGUGAAGGUUAAAUGCAUAGCUUGUGGACAUCGGAAUGACAGUAUGGUAGUUAAAGGGGUUGUUUGCAAGAAAAAUGUGGCUCAUCGGAGAAUGACUUCAAAAGUAGAUAAAGCACGACUACUGCUGCUUGGUGGUGCCCUGGAGUACCAACGGGUUGCUAACCACUUAUCAAGUUUUGAUACUUUAUUGCAGCAGGAAAUGGACCAUUUGAAAAUGGCUGUUGCAAAGAUUGAUGCGCACCAUCCCAAUGUUCUUUUGGUAGAAAAAUCUGUAUCUCGAUAUGCACAAGAUUAUCUUCUUUCUAAGGACAUAUCUCUUGUUCUUAAUGUCAAGAGACCGCUUUUAGAGCGUAUAGCCCGCUGCACAGGUGCAGAUAUUGUUCCUUCAAUUGAUCAUCUUACAGCUCCGAAAUUGGGAUAUUGUGAAUCAUUUCAUGUGGAAAGGUUCUGGGAAGAACGUGGAAGUGCUUGGCAAAGUCAAAAGAAUUCAACAAGGACACUAAUGUUUUUUGAAGGCUGCCCGAAGCCACUGGGAUGUACUAUUCUUCUUAAAGGUGCCAGUGGAGAUGAGUUGAAGAAAGUUAAACAUGUAAUCCAGUAUGGUGUUUUUGCUGCUUAUCACUUAGCGUUGGAGACAUCUUUUCUUGCUGAUGAAGGUGCUUCCCUGCCAGAAUUCCCGUUGAAGUCUCCAAUGAAAAUUGCUUUACCCGAUAAACCAUCAAAUAUUGAUAGGUCCAUUUCUACAAUACCUGGAUUUGCUGUGACUGCUAAGGAAAAGCCUCAAGGGCCUAAAUCACCAGACUAUCUAACAUUUCAAUCCAGAAAUGACCUGUUCCCAGAUAUUACACAAUCAUCAAAAACUAUUCCCAUGGCUGAGGCACAAUCUUCUCUUUCUGAAGCUUCUAAUGCUCAAAUUUUAAAUACCAAAUGUAAGCCAUAUCCUUUAAGGUGCAACUUCCCAGGUCAUUGGCAGGCCCAGGUCAAUGCUGACCAUGCUUCUGAGGAGAACAAUGGGAUGGCUCCCAAUGAAUAUUUUGUCUCUAAAAUGUCAUCAGAUCAUAUUGAUGAAAAGCAUAAUCUUCAUCAACUCAAGGAGAUAGGAUCUUUGAAAGAAGAGUUCCCCCCCUCACCUUUAGAUCAUCAAAGCAUUUUGGUCUCCUUGUCAACACACUGUGUGUGGAAACGAACUCUGUGUGAACGUGCCCAUCUCUUUCGUAUCAAAUACUACGGAAGCUUCGAUAAGCCUUUGGGUCGGUUUCUAUUAGACCAUUUGUCUGAUCAGGUGUACCGGUGCCGCUCGUGUGAAAUGCCAUCAGAAGCUCAUGUUCAUUGCUAUACCCAUCAACAAGGCAGCCUUACCAUUUCUGUAAGGAAGCUUCUAGAAUUCCUGUUGCCUGGUGAACGAGAAGGAAAAAUUUGGAUGUGGCACCGAUGUCUACGGUGUCCUAGGACCAAUGGUUUCCCUCCUGCCACAAAAAGAGUGGUCAUGUCGGAUGCUGCUUGGGGAUUAUCUUUUGGGAAGUUUUUGGAGCUUAGCUUUUCAAACCAUGCUUCUGCAAGCAGGGUUGCAAGCUGUGGUCAUUCCCUGCAUAGAGAUUGCCUCCGGUUUUAUGGUUUGGGGAGGAUGGUUGCAUGUUUUCGAUAUGCACCAAUUGAUGUUCUCUCUGUCUACCUCCCACCCUCAAAGCUCGAAUUUAAUUAUGAUAAACAGGAGUGGAUACGCAAAGAAGUUGAUGAGGUUAGCAGCAGGGCAGAUCUGCUCUUUUCUGAGGUGUUGAAAAUUCUUCAUCAGAUGUCAGGAAAAAACUCGAACAAGUCCAGCAUGGAAGCACCUGAAUUAGGUGAACAGAUUUCAGAACUAGAAGUCAUGCUGCAGAAGGAGAAGGAAGAAUUUGAGGAAUCAUUUCAGCACAUGCUUUAUAAGGAGGUUAAAGCUGAACAGCCUGCAAUUGACAUUCUCGAGAUCAACCGAUUAAGAAGGCAGCUAGUUUUUCAUUCUUAUGUCUGGGACCAGCGGUUGAUACAUAUUUCUAAAUCUGAUGUACAUGGAUCAAAGCUUAAACAAAAGUUUGUCAAUUCUAGAGAGAUGCCUAGUGAGAUAGAUGUAGCUUCCAGGGCUAGCAGAGGCUUCAGCAGCUGGAAUUCUUCUCAUUCUUCUCUUUCAAGUAUGGAAAUUGAUAUGACGCAAACUCAGUCAGACAUGCAGAAAUCUGGAAAAACUGUGCGAAGGGCUCAAUCAGAAGGAGGAUUCCCAGAGCUGGAAUCUUCAUCUGCUACUUUAGAUACUGCAUGGACUGGUGAUCACCAGAUUGCAACUGUAGCUUCUAAGGAAGAUGGUAUUUCACUUCCUGAUUCACUCCCCAGAGUAUCUUUUUCUGGCAAGAUAUCACCCAGGGAAGAAUCUGGUGUUGGGAACGGUACAAAUGAUCGAUCUGUGGCUGAAGUGACUCCUGGAAAUGGAUUUGCAUUAUCUGUAAAGGGGCAUAACGAUCUCGAAAAUCCCAGUAGUUGGAUGAGAAUGCCAUUUUUGACUUUUUAUUACUCAUUCAACAAAAAUUCUUCAACAAAUGCAUUUAAACUUGGUAAGAUUAGUGAUUAUAAUCCUGCCUAUAUCUCAACAUUGCAAGAGUUGGUACAUCAAGGUGGCAUUAGGUUGCUGCUACCCAUGGCUUCUGAAGACACUGUUGUGCCAGUUUUUGAUGAUGAGCCUACUAGCAUCAUUUCAUAUGCCCUUGUCUCCCCAGAAUACCAAAACUUCAUGUCUGAGGAACUUGGAAAGCAGAAAAACUCUGUGGAGUCCUCCACUUCGUUAUCAUUCUUGGACUCAGUGAAUUUACUUGCACUCCAAUCUUUUAGCGAUGCAGCAUCUGAAUCUCUACAGAGUCUUGCGUCUGCUGAUGAGAGCAUCUUAUCCAAUUUUGGGUCUCUGAAUUUCUCAAGUUUGGACCCCCUUUUAUUCACAAACACUUUACACGCAAGAGUACAUUUUCCAGAUGAUGGUCCUCAGGGGAAGGUGAAAUAUUCUGUGACUUGUUACUUUGCAAAGCAAUUUGUGGCCUUGAGACGGACUUGUUGCCCAAGUGAGUUAGAUUUCAUCCGCUCUCUUAAUCGCUGUAAAAAGUGGGGUGCACAGGGUGGCAAGAGCAAUGUCUUCUUUGCCAAAACAUUGGAUGAUCGAUUUAUUAUCAAACAGGUGACAAAGACUGAGUUAGAGUCAUUCAUUAAAUUUGCACCAGAUUAUUUCAAGUAUUUAUCUGAAUCUGUAAGAACUGGAUGCCCCACUUGCCUGGCAAAGAUCUUAGGCAUCUAUCAGGUUACAUCAAAACAUCUUAAAGGGGGGAAAGAAUCAAGAAUGGAUGUUUUGGUGAUGGAGAAUCUUCUUUUCAAGCGCAACAUCAAGCGACUAUAUGACCUUAAAGGAUCAUCUCGAUCACGGUAUAAUCCAGAUUCAAGUGGAAGCAAUAAAGUUCUGCUGGAUCAAAACCUCAUCGAAGCAAUGCCUACUUCUCCAAUUUUCUUGGGAACGAAGGCAAAACGGUUGUUGGAGAGAGCUGUGUGGAAUGAUACUUCAUUUCUUGCUUCAAUAGAUGUGAUGGACUACUCACUACUCGUUGGUGUGGAUGAGGAAAAGCAUGAGCUGGUGCUUGGUAUUAUUGAUUUCAUGAGGCAAUAUACAUGGGACAAGCAUCUUGAAACGUGGGUGAAGGCAUCAGGCAUCCUUGGAGGACCCAAAAAUGAGUCUCCAACAGUAAUUUCUCCGAUGCAAUACAAGAAACGGUUUAGGAAAGCUAUGUCUGCCUAUUUUCUAAUGGUGCCUGAGCAAUGGUCUUCAUCAGUGAUCAUUCCGGGGGCAGCCUAA